This is a messenger RNA of Necator americanus (New World hookworm), 2103 nucleotides long. RefSeq lists its product as uncharacterized. Gene Ontology annotation, molecular function: protein serine/threonine phosphatase activity. Gene Ontology annotation, biological process: protein dephosphorylation. Lineage: Eukaryota; Metazoa; Nematoda; Chromadorea; Rhabditida; Ancylostomatidae. The record is from RefSeq and is a predicted model, not a curated record. Bases 1 to 2103 code for a protein of 700 amino acids. The transcript is spliced from 10 exons.
AUGGACUUUGGCGGUGUGCUGGACGACAGCACCUUUUUGCAAUGUAUGGGAAGCUUUCGCCAUAUAACAGUGCAGAUGCUCGACUUGUCUAACAAUGCUCUGCGAGAUAAAACAACCAGAAUUGUAACAGGACCAGCAUUGAAGCAAUUAGAUCUAACGUGUAAUUCAGCGCUAAAUCUCACUUCUGGGACAUUGAGUAGGAAUUAUAAGAAACCUGUGGCGUUGUACGACAUCGGUGCUCAGUCUAAAGAUCGCAUACAAAUUGGAUUCUCGGAAACUUCUGGAAGUCGGAAUAAACUGUGUAUUCGUCGAGUCCAUUGCGGUGAUAUUUUUGGAAUGGUCGAUGGUUCUUCAAAUUAUGAACUACCCAAAACGAUCCAGUCUGUUCUGAAAAAGAUUAUCUCUUCUACGGACCACAAAAACAACUUAUCGACGAUUUUGCUGGAAGCACACGAGGUUUUGGAAGAACCUGGCGAGCGACUUGGUGCCAGUUGCCUUCUCCUACACAUUGAUUCGAAACUUUCAUUGUCGUAUGUUGGUAAUAUCGGUGCAGCUGUGGUAGCUAACGGUAAUCUGGAAAAGCUAACCGAAACCAAUGAAAUGGAUGAGGAACAAUACGAUCGGAUACGGUCUGCUGGUGGCACAGUUGAUGAGAACAACUUGAUCAAUGGAGUAACACCCAAUCAAAGACAACUAGGAUUCUACAGUCUCCACCCUGUGGUAAUACCGAAACCAAUCAAUAAAUCCAUGGGAAUCACUCGUGAAAUUGAUUAUGUAUUCGUCGCGAGUUCUGCUGUUUGGGAAUUUUUGACAGAUGCACAGAUUGCUUCGAUAUUGACGACUGCUGUAAAUCCUCAGGUAGCAGCAAAGACAAUCCAGGAUGCUCUGCAAGCUUGUGACUACAACGGAAAUUCAUGCGUUGUGGUUAUUCGGCUGCUCAAACCUGAGUUGUCCUUUCGAAGUUCUGCACUUCCCCAGCCAGAAUUGUCAGUUCCGGUCGCCCACACGCCAAUGAAAGUUGAGGAGAGUAGUGUGCAGGAGGAAACCACACUCCAAAAAAUCGAGCAGAGGCUUGAAAAAAUUAGUGAGGUGAUAGCGAAAAUGGAGGAUGACACGACUCAUGAGGAUACACACGCUCUCUCCGGAAGGCAACUCUAUGACAGGAUUGCAGCACAAGAGAAGGUCUCCAGCUGGGUUUCCUCUCCUUCCUCUUCCAUGGCUCUACCUCCUCCUGAUCCAUCGAAUGGCAAGUAUUCUCAACUAAUGGACGAACUAAGAUCAAAAGCUAUCCUUGUGGACGAGUUUUCCGCUUCUGCCACAACGAGUUCAACUCCUACAGUUACCGAAAGCCCAGCUAAUGUAGCAAUAACACGCAGUGAUUUUUCUGUACUUGACGUUGAUACAGAAGAUCACUUAGAUUGUUGGAAAAGCGCUGCUAGAAAAGGUCUCCAACGGUGUUAUGAGAAAAGUCUUCCAGAGAAAAUAACUACACCAGGAAUGAAUUCGUCUGAGGUUAACGUAAUUUACUCGGUGGAGUGUGACAGGAGUUUGCAAACAAUACAAGACAUAGAACUGUUUGCUACACUGUCACUGAGUGAUAAGAAGAGUGGAAACAACCUCGCCGCAUUAGACCAAAAUAACCAUUCGGAGGAAAAGAGUCUGGAUUUUGGUGUCAAUAGUCCAUUUGGUUCGUUGAAGUCGCACGACAGUGGAACCUACAGUAUUCAAAAAGCCGCCAGAGAACGACACAUUGCAGGACAGUAUGAAACAGUCCAUCGAUCAUUCGACUACUACUCGCACACAAAAGUACGGCCGUAUGAUGUGGCUGACAAUCUUCCCUCUCCACCCACGCUUAUACCAUUCAUGGAUUCUAGCAACAACUCAAACAUCCCAUAUUUUGAGCAUGCAAGUCCGCGAAGAAGAAAAAUGAGCGUCAUUGAAGAAAGUCCAGAAAUGCAGACGAGUUCCAGUGAAGAACGAGUGCCAUCAACAACUCCGCCCCCUCUACCAAAAAGUGGAAUCCCAAACGAGCAUUCUAAAUGCUCAUUUAUCAGAAAUGGGUUGAGGUAUGCAAGGGUCGUGUACUCCGAUGCGGAUAUUUAA